CCGUCAUCUCAGCGGCGAGCGCGUCGUACCUUCUUUCCUUUCACUUCCAUACCAUACCGAGCACAAUGAUGUUCGGUCUCUUCUCGCGCAAGGGGCAUACGCAGCCAGAAUCGCAGGCACAGACGCAGCAGGUGCAGGAAACGCAAUCGCCAGAUGUCUCCCAGCAACCGCUGCGCACGCCGUCCCCCACACCUGUGAUGGCUGUAGACACCUCCACAGAGUCGACUUUUGCCGCGAUGGACGUCGAUACCCCUCCCGCGCCCAAUACAGACGAGCAGCUAGUCGCACUUCGCGCUCUCGUCAACACUAUGCCUGCGCCAUCGCUGAAAGAAUACGUCGUCCAGUACCUGCAAGAAGAUCCGGUAAGGAUGAACGUCCUCGAUUUCUUCAAGGAUAUGGCUCCCCCUCCCCUCCUUCACUGUCUCCGCUGUCACGGCGACUACUAUGACGUCGAGAACACGCCCACGAGCUGCCGAAUCCCGCACGACGACGAUAGCACGCUGGUCGAGCGCGUCGGUGGCGGGAGGGGCUACGAGACCCUCUGGCAGUGCUGCGGCAAGACGACGGAGGGCGACGGCGACCAGGGGCCCCCAGAUAGCUGGUGCUACGAGGGAGAGCACACGACUGACAUCAAGCGCGCCCGCUUCCGCGCCGACGCGACGAACUACGACGACAAGCUCGUCAGCUGCAUCAAGCGCAAGUGCGGCGUGGUGAUCGUCGAUCCGCCGAGCAGCUCGUCGGAGGAUGGCGCCUCAAAUGGGCGGUCGGUGCGCUCGCGCGGGCGAAAGUCUCGCGUCUUCGCUCGCACAUCACCCUCCCCUGCACGCUCGACACGAUCGCGGUCGCGCGUUGGGAUGUCCCCAAUGCGCCCGUCUCCCAAGCGGAAACUCAACGAGUCGGACGAAGAGCAGGAGGAGGUUUCCGACGCCGAGAAGCCGCAACAAAAGCGGCGCAAACGGCAGCCUGCGACCAAAGCAUCCCCUUCUACUUCUCUGAAGCCCACAUCCAAGUCCAGCGGUUCGAAACCCCUAACUGAGCGCAAACCCAAAGCGACACCCACGAAACCCCGCUCUCGAGCCGCAAAGGCGCAGCAGGACGAAGAGGAGGGCGGCGCAGCUACGGAGGUCGAGAACAACCCGCCCAAGCGUCGCGGCCGCCCGCCUGGCUCGAAGAACAAGCCCAAAGAGCCGGUCGCCCCACCUUCGGAUCGCGCCCUCCGCGCCCGGAGCGCAACCCCGGCGCGCGCCACCCGAGAAGCCACACCCGCCCGCACCGCCCGUGAAGCGACGCCCGGGCGCGAGAAGACACCGCGGAAGGCAGCGAAGGAGGCCCCCACAACACCGCGUACACGCGCGAAGCGGGGUCCUCGGGCGGCGCGCGUCGACGAGGACGAAGCUGGGCCAGACGUGGACACGGUGGUCGUGCAUGCGACGCGGACGAAGAGGCUCGACGAGGUUGUGGAGAGCAGUAUACCGGGCGAGUGCUAGUGCGUCGUUGGGUGUGGUACGUUUUGGAUUCUUGUGUUCGGCCUCCGAAGAAACAAUCUUUCCUUGUCUAUAUUCCUCCUUACUCUUCGUCUUUUCCUCCUCCCUUGCUGCAUACUCUGUAGGCUUUAUCGGUAAUAUUUGGCCACGUUUGUGGUCCGUGUUUGACCGUCCAUACAGUGCGUGACCGGGAAGCUGGUCACAAAUCGUUCGAUCAGCGUUUGCUGCGAACGUGGCGGUGUGUCUUGCUACCAAUAGUCACCUUCAUGUAGUCUGGAUUCUAAGCUUUCGACUGGUAUACUUUGCGAAAGUGUCCUUGAAGUAUCGCCUGCUGUACGAAUAUUUUGAAUUGA
Messenger RNA from Schizophyllum commune H4-8, 1837 nucleotides. RefSeq lists its product as uncharacterized. The transcript is spliced from 2 exons. The record is from RefSeq and is a predicted model, not a curated record. Bases 66 to 1487 code for a protein of 473 amino acids. NCBI's taxonomy places the organism in Eukaryota, Fungi, Basidiomycota, Agaricomycetes, Agaricales, Schizophyllaceae.